AUGUCGUCGAUGCACCGCAAGACGAGUAGCUCCCAGCGGACAGCCGCCCCCACGGGCGCCUCCUCGGGUUACGAUUACCCGCCUUACGACCAGACACACGCCAACACCCUUGCCAACAGACGUCCCUCGGUCGACCACCAGCAGCUCUCGAAGCAGCGACCCACCACCACCUAUUCCACUCUCAUUCCUCCGCCUUCGCCCACAUACUUCCGGCUCCAGGAAAUGGGUGGUAGACCAACCAGCACAGCAGGACCACCCAGGCCCAGAGGAGAACUCGACCAUCUCAGACCCCUAGACCCUGUCCCCACUGGAGGCGACCAGGCAGAGGAAAACAUCAGCCUGUUCCAAAAGAUCAGCAUCUGGAUGAUCAACGAAGGCAACCGUGUCAUCUUCUUUGGUAUCUGGAUCUUUGUCCAUAUCGGCUUGUUCGGUCUCGCUUUCUUCAACUUCUUCUACUCUGACAACUUUGAAAAAACCCGCAGCAUUCUCGGUGUCACCCUCCCAAUAGCCCGUGGUGCCGCCCUCGUCCUUCACGUCGACUCGGGUGUCAUCUUGUUGCCCGUCUGUAGGACUCUAAUCUCUUGGCUGCGCUCCACGCCCCUGAACAGGAUCGUGCCCUUCGACAAGGCCAUCACCUUCCAUAAGGCCAUCGCCUGGAGUAUCGUCUUCUUCUCACUCGCCCACACCUUUGCCCAUUAUGUCAACUUUUACAAACUCGCCCGGGCGGACCCCGUCAAGUAUCAGUUCUGGAGUCUGAUGUUUGCCUCGGGCCCAGGAUGGACAGGACAUAUCAUGCUCGUCGUCUUGCUCGUCAUGGUCGUCACAGCCUUGCCCAGCGUCCGCGUGAAGAAUUUCGAGAUCUUUUGGUAUUGGCACCAUCUCUUCCUUCUAUUCUUUUUCUUUUUCUCAUUCCACGGCGCCUUCUGCUUGCUCCCGCCUGACCGUCCGCCCUACUGUAAGGAUAUUUCGAGUUUCUGGAAGUACUGGGUUGCAAGCGGCUUCAUCUAUUUGUUAGAACGUGUGGCGCGUGAAUGGCGUGCCCAACAAAAGACGGUUAUUUCGCGAGUUAUUUUGCACCCGUCCAAGGUUGUCGAAAUCCAGAUCAAAAAGGAGAACUGUCAUGCAUUGGCUGGACAGUAUAUAUUUCUAUGCUGUCCCGAGGUCUCGCUUUGGCAAUGGCACCCAUUUACCCUGACCAGUGCUCCCGAGGAGGACUACAUUAGUGUCCAUAUGCGUGUCGUCGGAGACUUCACCAAGGAGUUGAGCAAGAAGCUGGGAUGCGAUGCCGAGGGCGUGAGCGAGUGGGAAGAGAAUCUGGGAGAUCGCAACGGACUGGUCACGGUUUUGCCCCGCAUCAUGAUCGAUGGACCAUUUGGAGCAGCAUCUGAGGACGUGUUCAAGUAUGAGGUCACGGUCUUGUUCGGUGCCGGUAUCGGUGUAACGCCAUUUGCCAGUGUGCUUAAGAGUAUCUGGUACAGAGUUAACUACCCAACCAAGCCCACAAAGCUGCAUAAGGUUUACUUCUUCUGGGUUUGCCGUGACAAGGAGUCGUUCGAAUGGUUCCAGUCAUUGUUGCUUGCGCUCGAGUCCCAGGAUUUGAACCAGUUUAUCGAGAUCCACACUUUCUUGACCGGACGUCUGAGACAUUCUGAGGUCGGUAACUUGAUGAUCAAUGAGGACAGUGCCUUUGCAGAUACGGUGACGGGACUCAGGGCAAGGACGCGUUUCGGACGACCGAACCUGGAUUUGGAGUUUGACCGAAUUCGUGGCCAACAUCCCGAUACGGAUAUCGGUAUCUUCUUCUGUGGUCCCAAGAGGAUGGGCAAGCAGUUGCAUGCCUGCUGCACCAAAUUCAGCGGUUCCGGCACCUCCUUCUUCUGGCACAAAGAAAACUUUUAA
This is a messenger RNA of Gamsiella multidivaricata, 1899 nucleotides long. Its product is annotated as ferric reductase NAD binding domain-containing protein. The transcript is spliced from 3 exons. Gene Ontology annotation, cellular component: plasma membrane; NADPH oxidase complex. Gene Ontology annotation, molecular function: superoxide-generating NAD(P)H oxidase activity. The record is from RefSeq and is a predicted model, not a curated record. Bases 1 to 1899 code for a protein of 632 amino acids. NCBI's taxonomy places the organism in Eukaryota, Fungi, Mortierellomycota, Mortierellomycetes, Mortierellales, Mortierellaceae. Gene Ontology annotation, biological process: superoxide anion generation; defense response.